AGACUUCAACCGUCAAUCACAGUGAGGGACAUCCUGAUCCAGGUAGAGCUGCUGGUGGAAGAGGCACUUGCAUCCUCUCAAAAUAAGUGGAUUUAAUUAUUGCAGAUAAAACUGGUCAUCUUUUUGCGAGACAUUAUACCUUUUAGAGGCCGUAUUUCAGUGAAGUCUGCAAUGUCAGUGUCAGUUGUGACAUACGAACAGCUCAAAGCUAUGCUGGCCAAUCACAGCGUGCAGCUAUUUGAUGUCAGGAAUCCAGAUGAAUUCCAGGCUGGCCGGAUUCCUGAUUCUGUCAACAUUCCUUUGGGACAGCUUGAGGAGUCACUGAAACUCCCACCACAACAGUUUCAACAGCAGUUUGAAGUGAAAGCCCCUAGAAAGGAAGACGAUGACAUAGUUUUCCAUUGCCGAAGCGGGAAAAGGAGUUUGACUGCUCUUGAAAUCGCUCAUCGUCUGGGAUUCUCUAAGGCACGGCAUUAUGCAGGCAGAUACAUUGAUUGGGAAGAGCGUGAGAAAAAGUAACAAGACUAAUUGAGCGGCAUUUUAAAUUAACUUCAUAUCACUGCAACUGGACCAUUAAUCUGGAAACAGAAGAUAAAAUUAAAUAUUGACAGGUGAAACCGAAGAAAGUUGCUCAUUUUGCUGUUUACAUCAAUGAUAAUAUGAUAUGAAUUAUAUUGCAUUAAGGUGUGAUUAUUAAUUAAUUAGUGUAUUAGAAUCAUUAUUGAUGUAGUUGUGAUAUAUUAUAAUAAAGCGAAUAUCAGAAAAUACAUGAAGCAAAGCUAUUUCAGAUAAAUACUUGAAAAAAACACUCCUUCACAUUGAACCAGACGGAUCAAAUUAUUUCUGGACUGUAAAAACAAAUGUGAAUAUAUAUUUACAAAUCUGCUUUAUUAAAAUAUUUUUAAAAGGCUCUCGACAUUACUUAAUUAAUCACAGGACCAUUCAUUUGGAAAUGAGGACAUUUCGAAAUUCGACGGAUGAAACUGAUGAAACUGACUUUUUUUUCAUAUUUUGCUACUUACAGCUAUGUAAAUCUGAAUGACUUAGUGUAUUCGAGUUGCUUUUAAAAUAUAAUAAUGACACAUCAAUUAUUAUUAUUAUAUUAAUUAUAUUUACUUAAGCUGAUUACCAGAAAAUGGAUGGAGCAAACCUACACUCUUAAAAAUAAAGGUGCUUCAAACGGUUCUUCAAGCGAUGCCAUAGAAGAACCAUUUUUGGUUCAACAAAGAACCAUUCAGUCAAAAGUUCUUUAAAGAACCAUCUCUUCCUUACCUUUUUAUAAUCUGAAGAACCUUUCAGAUGAACCUUUUGUGAAACAGAAAGGUUCUUCAGAUGUUAAAGGUUCUUUAUAGACAAAAAGGUUCUUCUAUAGCAUCGUGAAGCACCUUUAUUUUUAAGAGUGUAUUUCAGAUAAAUACUUAAAAAAUUGCUCCUUCAGAUUGAAUCAAACGAAUCAAACUAUUGGACUGUAAAAAUGUGAUUAUAUAUGCAUAUUUACAAAUUUGCUUAAUUAAAAUAAUUUACAAAUAAUUAUCAGUACAAAUUGAUUUGGACCAUCUGGAAAUAGAAAAUUAAAUGUUGACAGUUGAAACUGAUGAAACAUGAUAUUUUCAUAUUUUUUCCACAGUGUAUUAGAGUCAUCCAUUAUUAUUAUAUUCAUCUUAAUAUAAUCUAUUUCAGAUAAAUGCUUCAAAUAAUUGUUCCUUCAUAUUAAGUUAAUUAAAAAAAUAUUUUGAAUAUGUGGUUACACAUGUGU
Molecule: messenger RNA, 1756 nt
Organism: Onychostoma macrolepis
Lineage: Eukaryota; Metazoa; Chordata; Actinopteri; Cypriniformes; Cyprinidae
Product: thiosulfate:glutathione sulfurtransferase
Exons: 4
Coding region: 172-519 (115 amino acids)
Cellular component (GO): mitochondrion
Molecular function (GO): thiosulfate-cyanide sulfurtransferase activity
Source: RefSeq, a predicted model, not a curated record